AUGAUGUCACGUACGGUUGUUUUUAUUGUUUGUGUCACAACUAUAUUUAUCUCAACACGCUGCGAAGAGAGCGAUAUUUCUUGUGGUUCCGACUUUUACAAGAAACGAAUCGGCGAUGAUUUUUAUUGUUACCUAGUUCAUAAAAUCUCUCGAAGUAAUACGUCAAUUAAUGAACAUUGGAGAACGAUUGCGACAUCAGAUCAAGAUGUAUGCCGACAGUUAUCAGAUUAUCCAAUUAUGGAUAGUGUUUCAAUUCGUAAUAAUGAUGAAUUUGAACUCGUUAAAUUCCUUUAUCGAACAUUUGAACGACAUAAAUGGCUUAUUCAUGCUGACCGGAAUGAUUUUCCGUUAUUAAUCGGAUUAACAUUUAUAAAUAGAGAUUAUCAUUGGUUUGAUAAUUCACCUUUUGAUUACGACGAAUUCUUAAGAGUGGGACAAUUGUCAAAUUUUUCAUCGUUCAGAGAAAAGGAUUGUAGACGAUUUUUCCUUUAUGCUCCGCCAACACAGUAUAUCAGACCGUUCUAUAGCUUUGAUAUGGAUUGUUAUUCACAAUUUCCAGCUUAUUAUAUCAUAUGUCGUUAUAAGUUGGACACUACUAAGACUCCAGAAGGCGGUCCAAUUCGUAAAAUUAAGGACUUUGAUUAUGAUUAUCCGGCUGCCGGUCGAAAAGGAAAGCUAACUGAAGUUAAAGCAACAGCAAGCAAAUUAUUCCAAGAUUGUGCUGUCUGGCAGACAGUUGUAAUUCUUCCGCUCGCAAUAUUUUUGCUUCGUUUUUAUAAAUACAUAUUUUAA
Messenger RNA from Brugia malayi, 792 nucleotides. RefSeq lists its product as uncharacterized. NCBI's taxonomy places the organism in Eukaryota, Metazoa, Nematoda, Chromadorea, Rhabditida, Onchocercidae. The transcript has 9 exons. The record is from RefSeq and is a predicted model, not a curated record. The coding region runs from base 1 to 792 and encodes 263 amino acids.